Molecule: messenger RNA, 2922 nt
Organism: Silurus meridionalis
Lineage: Eukaryota; Metazoa; Chordata; Actinopteri; Siluriformes; Siluridae
Gene: shcbp1
Product: SHC SH2-domain binding protein 1
Exons: 13
Coding region: 162-2387 (741 amino acids)
Biological process (GO): fibroblast growth factor receptor signaling pathway
Source: RefSeq, a predicted model, not a curated record
CUGCCGGGGAAAUUUUUGAAAAUACAAGAAGGGCAGAUUGAGUAAACACUGUAACUCUUUGAGCUGUCAGUGUGCUGGAUUAACUAUACUUUACGGCUUUUCUCAUAUUUGACCUAUUUAGCUCUUUAUAUUUAUAACGUGUUUUAAUCUUUUAGGUAGAAAUGGGGGAAGUGAAAAGUGAAGAACAUGUAAACCUCGGUUUGGAGGAAAUGGAGUCUGAAUCCAAACCAAAGAGAAACGCUAAAGAGUUAUUUCCUAAUGAAGAAGUUCUCCAUGAUGAUGGUGAUGAGGAUGAAGAUGACAACGAUGUCGACAAUGAUGAUGACGAUGACAGUGGUACAGAUCACCUCUCCAUCGGUCCUCAGUCCUGCAUUCACCUGCAGCCGGCUGAGCCGACAGGAAGAGGAGGAUUACCUGUUGUGUUCCAGACCAAUCACCUGGUGUUCUAUGAGAGGUUUAAAGCUUAUCAGGACUACAUGCUCGGUGACUGUAAGCCGUCAGAGGUGAAGGCUUUUACUGCUGAUUAUCUGGAGAAGGUGGUGGAGCCGUGUGACUGGAGGGCACUGUGGCAAACUGAUGUGUUUGAUGUGUUGGUGGUGGUAUUAGAUGUGGACUAUAAGGAUAUGAAAGCAAAGGUGGAUGUGGUCGUCCCGCUGCAGUGUGAGGCUCGAGGCUGUGAGCUCUGUGAGGAAUCCAUGAGAUCUUUACUGGAGGCCACUAUGAACAAAGUUCCACUACAGGAGCUCAGUGUGGUGUACGACCCAUCUGGAGACUUUGACCAAACAGCACUCGCUCUGGAACACCUCAGGUUUUUUUACAAACAAAUCUGGCGGAAGUGGGACGAGGAAGACGAGGAUGAUGAGUUUGAUUACUUUGUUCGCUGUGUGGAACCUCGGCUUCGACUAUAUUAUGACAUUUUGGAGGACCGUGUCCCUGCCGGUUUGGUGGAGGAAUACCACGCACUCCUGCAGCGCUGCAAAGACACCUUUAAUGAAUUUUCCAGCCUGAGGAACGUCCUGAGCAGUGACUCAGAUUCGGAGCUGGACAAUGUGUCCAUGGUAGAGGGACUGCGGAUGUACGAGCAAAUGGAGACUCUGAAACGCAGACUGCGUAUCAUUGAGAACCCACUGCUCAGGUACGUGCUGGGUUACAGGAUGAACUGUGGUCAGCAGUCAUGUCAGCCUAAAGGCGAGCGUCCUGAUGGAGGUCAUGUGGUCCACCUCGUCUCUUCUUCCAUCAAUGUUCAAUCUCUCCAAAGCCUCAUGGUAGAUAAGCUUCUCCCCCUGUACUCAGGGAAAGAAUUUGAACUGCAGUUCCAUACUGAACCAGCAUCAGCCGUGAGUGCGUGUUAUGAAGCAGAUGUGGUCAUCGUGUGUCCUGGUCAUUACAUCAUCACCAACAGCAUCAGCAUUGCCGACUCCAUCCAGCUUGAGGGUUACGGUUUGCCUGAUGAGAUAGUUAUAGAGAAGAGGAAUAAAGGAGACACGUUUGUGGAGUCGAUUGGCUGUACUGUGAAAAUCUCCAACCUGAAGUUUAUUCAACACGAUGCCAUCGAGGGAAUUCUCUGUGUGAGACAGGGGAGGUUGGAGAUGGAGAACUGUGUGUUGCAGUGUGAAACUACAGGUGUGAUUGUCCGCACAUCUGCUCAGCUCAUCAUGAACAUGUGUGACCUUUAUGGCUCCAAGGGAGCUGGUGUAGAGAUUUACCCGGGGAGUGUGUGCAGUUUGGUGGGAAACGGUAUCCACCACUGUAAGGAGGGAGUUCUAAUAAAGGAUUUUGCAGAUGAUUUAGACGUUCCUCCUCAGAUCACGAUGGUGAAUAAUGUGAUCCACAAUAACGCAGGUUAUGGAGUUAUUUUAGUAAAACCUGAAGACCGGACAGCUGUUGCAGAAGCUGAAAAGGCAGAGGAACAAUCAGGAGGUGGGGUCACAGCAGCAGAGGAGGGAGUCACACCGAAAGGACACAACACAACAUUAGCAGAGGGUGGAGCUAUGCAAACAGAAAGCAAGGACACAACACAAGAGAAUGAAAAAACACAAUCAGCAGGUGGGGCCACACUAGAACAGGUUGCUGUAAUACAAUUAGAAGUUGGGGCUGUGAAAACAGAAGGUGAGUUAGAGCCAGCAUGUGAAGCUCCUGUCUCAGAAGAACAUCCAACUAAAGUUCAACACAACACCGUUCCAGAAUUCACUGCAGGAAAUGAUGCCAUCAAGCGUGAGCUCCUGGCCACGUCUGUGACGAAGCAUCAGUCUCAGAGGAACCGUAUGCAGGAUGUAGGGGCCAUGAGAGCCGACGACAACCUGCUGAGUCAGGAGAUGUUUGUCUCCAUAGAGGGGAAUCAGUUCCGGCGUAACGGCUUGGGCAGCUUUGGCACAUUUCUGUACUGAGAAUUCAGGGACAAUUUUCACCCACACCCAGCCUUUUUAUCCCACAAAGUCUUCACUCUCUUCCUGGAGUCCUUUGAGUCUGUUAACAAGACCUCAUUAAUACUGCUCUCUUCAAACUUUUAUUUAAUCUGAAACAGAGCUAGUGAGGUGGCCGUUUUCACUUUAUCAGUUUAAAUGAACAUUAGAAAGUGAUUAAUUAAAUAAAGUGUGACUGUGAUGUGACAUUUAAUUGUUUUUAUUUUAUACAUAGGAUUCUAAACUGAUUUUGCUUAAUGUUUUAUUUUAAUAUUUAGGAUUCACAAAGUGUCACUGUUUGGUGAGGAAUUUGUGUUUUAUUUCGAUUGUGUUAAGGUGAUGAGGCACUAAUAAUUUUAAUAGUUUUCAGUUUUAAUGUUCAUCACACUGUGCACAUCAGCACUCUGGCGGGGGGAGGCUUUUCAGUUUCUUGGCUUAGCGCUUCACCUUGUAUGAGACACGUCGCUGUUUAAUUCCUGUUGAUUAAUUUUCAGUGGAUUAAAGGUCUGCUAAAACCUCA